GUGGCACUUUGGUUUCCAGCGCUCCAGUUUCACAUCGGCCGCUAAACAUCGACUUUCCCCGAGAGAAACGCGUCUUUGACGGGCAGGAUACGAACCGGAGAGCGGCUCCGAGCACCGGGAGCACCGAGCGAGAGCCCCCUCACGGUGGAGACAAGCGGGGGAAGUGGCCGGGGCUUACGCCGCUGGUCGUCGGGCGCCUCCCGGGCUGAAGCUGCGUCGUGUUGAUGGAUCUCUGGGUUUUUUAAACUUGAAGAAAUGUCUCGUGACUCUCGGAGGAUCCUCCCGGUCCUCACGAUGGCGUCAGUGGAUUUAAUGAUGAUAAGAAGACAUCUAUUCACCUGGGUGGACCCUGGAUAGACCCAAUGUCAUCAACAGGUCCUUUGCCUGUGAGACCAGACGAGGGCGACAUUGCUCACCAGGUGAACGUGGUGACAUGAAGCACUUCACCUGCAACAAACAUUUCUUUAAUCAUUAUCUGUUCCGGGAUCAAUGCUGCUUGAUAAGGUUCAGUGGAUGGGAGUGCUUCUCUCAGGAACACCAUCUCCAGCGGGCCAUCUCCGCACAUCAGGUAUAUGGCGAGAAACGGGACAGCAUGGUCAUCCCGGUCCCCGAGGCGGAGAGCGACAUCACCUACUACGACUCCCUCUACCCUGGAGAGUACAAGAUGCCAAAGCAGCUAAUUCACAUACAGCCUUUCAGCUUGGACACAGAGCAGCCGGACUAUGACCUGGACUCGGAGGAUGAGGUGUUCCUCAUCAAGCUGAAGAAGAAGAUGGAGAUCAGCUUCCUGCAGUUUGAGGAGAUGAUUGACAGGCUGGAAAAAGGCAGCGGACAGCAGGCGGUGAGUCUUCCGGAGGCCAAACUGCUGCUGAAGGAGGACGACGAGCUCAUCAAGGAGGUUUUCGACUACUGGAGCCGGAAGAGGAAAAACAGCAAGGCCAACUCGCUCAUCCCCAACGUCAAGCAGGAGAGGCGAGACGGCUCCAGCACCAGUGACCCCUACGUGGCCUUCCGGCGGCGCACAGAGAAGAUGCAAACUAGGAAGAAUCGUAAGAAUGACGAGGCGUCGUAUGAGAAGAUGCUGAAGUUACGCAGGGAUCUUAGUCGAGCCGUCACCAUCCUGGAAAUGAUCAAGAGGAGGGAGAAGAGCAAGAGGGAGCUGCUGCACCUCACUCUGGAGAUCUUCGAGAAGAGAAACGUCAUGUCGGACUACAGUGGUGAGGUGAUGGCAGAAGUUCUGGCUGAACGUGCGCUGGUGAGGCCGCAGAUCAUUCCUCUGGUCCCUCUCACCAACCAGUACAGACACCAGGACCACAUGGACCUUAAGGACUACAAGUCCAAGCCCGAGAAGAUGGAAGCUCCCCGGCAGAAGAGGAAAUAUGAGAAGAAGCAGAAGGCUCUGCCUCUGUCGUCGGGCACCCCCCACCACCCUGGUCCUGUCGUCUUCAACGCCAAGGACCUCAACCAGUAUGACUUCCCCAGUUCAGACGACGAGACAUUCUCCCAGCUGCACUCAGGCUCUUCGGAGGCAGAGGAGGAGAACGACCCAGACGGUGGCUACGCCUUUCGCAGGAAAGCAGGCUGCCAGUACCACGCUGCUCGUCAGGACCGUGUGGGCAGCUGGCCGUGGUGUGAUCGCUGGGAGGGCGGUUUGGGUGAAGCUCGCUUUCGCUACAGUCUCACUACACUCACCGUGCCGCGGCGCUGCCUGGGCAUGGCACGCCGGCGCCAGGGACGAGGCGGCAGGGUGUUGCUGGACAGGGCGCACACGGGCUAUGACAACAUUUUCCACGGCCUGGAUCCAGAAAUGCUCGACCUGCCUCUCCCCCCGUCUCCCCCUCCUCCCACAGCUACGUCACGCCCGUCAGCCACCGACAAGUUCGCCAGUACCUCAGAAACAAAUACCUCAGACAGAAGUUCCUCCUCCAUCAACUCCUCUCUUUCCUCGUCCUCCCCCUCUUCCACGGACCUCAGUCAGAUACUGUUGAAUAUAAAGACGUGUCGAUGGAGGCACUUUAGACCACGGACACUACCACUACACGAGCUGGAUAACGCCCACCCCCUGUUCAGGAGGUUGAGUCGAGGCUUGAAGCGCCCAGGCUCUGCCUCCGCAGCUGGGGGACAGCCCUUUGGUUCUCAACGCCUGGCAAGGGUGGUCCCUGCUCCCUCACCCAUUGCUGCUCUCACAGCCGAACAGUACCAGCAGCAUCAGGAGCAGCUGGCCCUGAUGCAGAAACAGCAGCUGGAGCAGAUCCAGCUGCAGCAGAAAGCCAUCAGCACCAACACUGCCAACAGCACACUGGGCUUAGCGAACACGUUGGACCAGGCCAGCGCUCAGUUCGCCGCCUCGGCCCUCGUCACCGCCGACCAAGUGCUGGCCCUGAAAACCAAGGAGGAGCUGGGCCCGGGAGGCGGAGUCAACGGCGUCCUCUCCCCCUCAGGUGUCUACAAGGGCUUGCACCUCUCGAGCACAGUGUCCCCAUCCCCCGCCGCCCCAGCUCCUCCCACCACCUCCUCGACGCCUGCCCUGCUCCACCCUUGCACCACCACCAGCUCCACCUCCACCACCAGUAACAACAACGGCACCGCCCACCCCCCCACCUCCAACACCGCCACCACUCAGGUCCUGCUGGGAAACAACAGCCUCCGUCUGGGUGCUCCCACCGGGAAGCGUGUCCACGCAGUGCGGACACUGAGCACCACCAUGUCCACAUCCGCCUUAAAGUUCACCCACGCAACCGGCAACUGUCAGAAACCCAAGGUCACCACGGCCUCGGCCUCGCCGCUGGACAUAGUGCCCAGGGAGAAUCAUGAACAGGACAAGCCAGCACUGAACAGUCUAUCAGAGAACACAGUGGCCAUGGAGGUGACGUAGCCUCUCGCUCGCUGCACGAGAGGAAGAGCCACUCCUUUGUGUUAUUGUUUUUUUGUUUUUGUUUUUUUUGGUGCUAUGCAUCAUUUGUAAGAGUCAUGAAUGCAAUGAGCAAGGCUGGAUUUCCAUGGCAACGGUUUUGGGACUUAAUUGCAAUGCUCAUCUCGUACAAAAAAAUCAUUUCUCCCUGCCCCCCCCUCCCCCCCCAAUUUCCUUAUUUGUUACUGUUAAUAAGA
Molecule: messenger RNA, 3108 nt
Organism: Pleuronectes platessa (European plaice)
Lineage: Eukaryota; Metazoa; Chordata; Actinopteri; Pleuronectiformes; Pleuronectidae
Product: enhancer of polycomb homolog 1
Exons: 16
Coding region: 434-2875 (813 amino acids)
Biological process (GO): regulation of transcription by RNA polymerase II
Cellular component (GO): piccolo histone acetyltransferase complex
Source: RefSeq, a predicted model, not a curated record